Siniperca chuatsi (mandarin fish) is the source of this 6505-nucleotide messenger RNA. RefSeq names its product gamma-aminobutyric acid receptor subunit alpha-5-like. NCBI's taxonomy places the organism in Eukaryota, Metazoa, Chordata, Actinopteri, Centrarchiformes, Sinipercidae. The transcript has 10 exons. The record is from RefSeq and is a predicted model, not a curated record. Gene Ontology annotation, biological process: nervous system process; signal transduction; synaptic transmission, GABAergic. Gene Ontology annotation, molecular function: benzodiazepine receptor activity; transmitter-gated monoatomic ion channel activity involved in regulation of postsynaptic membrane potential; inhibitory extracellular ligand-gated monoatomic ion channel activity. Gene Ontology annotation, cellular component: postsynapse; GABA-A receptor complex; synapse. The coding region runs from base 684 to 2087 and encodes 467 amino acids.
GUGAUGACAAAGGUUCAGAAGCACUCACGAAGUGUGUGCUGCUUCAGUUGCCUCACUUGUAGCUAAAGCUCAUUUUUGCUGCGAUAGGGUUUAAAAACCCGCACCUGAUUUUGUUAACAUCUGACUUCCCCCCCUAGUUGCACUGCCAGUGCGCCUCCUCCUCCCAACCCACCAAUGGGCAGCACCUAUUAUAAAAUUAUUAGCCUCUGUUGCAGCACUUCAUUCUCUCGUACCGGCAGUAGGCGGUAUAGCAAAAGAGACGGGAAAAAUGUGGAGUGAAUCCAGUCUCCUCCGGGGCUGGCGGACAAGACCGAGGAGGCAGCCCGUGUGAUGCCGCCGCUGCAACACCUCUGGAGACGAUGCAGGAGACGGGGCGCAGCAGGCACUAAAGAAGGAAGGCGGUGUAGCCUAUAGGAGGAGAAGACCAGACAGACUACUACAACACCGCCUGAUGGGGAACCGCUGACUGAGAGAGAGAGAGAGAGAGAGAGAGAGAGAGAGAGCAGAAACAGCCCAUGGUGGAGAAGCUAAGGAGAAGAAGGAGGGGAGACAACCGACAGGCACUGGCAUUAGGUGUUUGAACCCGUGAUCGUCCAGUUUCAACACCGCCGACGGAGACCCCCCCACCCCCAGCCUCCAGUCGCUGUUUGAGGAAAAAGCCGAAAAUAUAUACCUUGGUGGUGAUGGAUCUGCAUUCAGCUGUAAACAACAAAGUGAGCAGAAUAUCAGUCAUGGCAAGGCUCGUGCUUUCCCUCCUGCUCCUGUGUGGAUGCCACAAUAGUCUCUGCCUGUCCUCCUCAGAGGCUCAGAAGGAGACGGCCGCCAACGACAACAGCACAGUUUUCACCAGGAUCCUGGAUGGGCUCCUUGACGGUUAUGACAACAGGCUCCGGCCGGGGCUUGGAGAGAAUGUCACAGAGAUCAAGACGAAUAUUUUUGUCACCAGCUUUGGCCCGGUGUCUGACACAGAGAUGGAAUAUACCAUAGACGUGUUCUUCCGUCAGAGCUGGAAGGACGAGCGUCUGUGCUUCAAAGGGCCCAUGGAGAUGCUGCCUUUAAACAACCUGCUGGCCAGCAACAUCUGGACCCCUGAUACCUUCUUCCUUAAUGGCAAGAAGUCUAUUGCUCACAACAUGACCACGCCCAACAAGCUGCUGAGGCUGAAGGAUGACGGCACUUUGCUUUACACUAUGAGACUGACCAUAUCAGCAGAAUGCCCCAUGCAGCUGGAGGAUUUCCCCAUGGAUGCACACGCCUGCCCUCUCAAGUUUGGCAGCUAUGCCUAUCCGGUGUCAGAGGUGGUCUACACUUGGACUCAGGGAGCAGCUAAGUCUGUGGUGGUGGCAGAGGACGGCUCCAGACUCAACCAGUACCAUCUUAUUGGGCAAACUGCCGGAAAAGAGGACAUACACACAAGCAGAGGACAGUACACAGUGAUGAUGGCCCACUUCUACCUGAAGAGGAAGAUUGGAUAUUUUGUCAUUCAGACGUAUAUGCCCUGUUUCAUGACUGUAAUCCUGUCCCAGGUGUCAUUUUGGUUAAACAGAGAAUCAGUUCCUGCAAGGACUGUUUUUGGGGUGACCACUGUGCUGACCAUGACCACCCUCAGCAUCAGCGCCAGGAACUCGCUCCCUAAAGUGGCCUACGCUACAGCCAUGGAUUGGUUUAUUGCCGUCUGCUACGCUUUCGUCUUUUCUGCCCUCAUCGAGUUCGCCACAGUGAACUACUUCACCAAGAGGAGCUGGGCCUGGGAUGGCAAGAAGGCUCUGGAAGCACAGCACCCUAAGAAACGGGACCCCAUGGUGCUGUCAAAGAAGCCCAACAACGUUUCCUCGGUAGGAGUCAACUACACUCCCAACCUCACCAAGGACGUGUCCAUCUCCACGAUCUCCAACACGACGUCGGUGCAGCUCCGGCCCUCUGAGACCAAGAUGGUGGACCCUAAGAAAACCUACAACAGCGUCAGCAAGAUCGACAAGAUGUCGCGGAUAGUGUUUCCCGUCCUCUUUGGGACCUUCAACCUCGUCUACUGGGCCACAUACCUUAACAGAGAACCGGUGGUGAAAGGAGUGGUGACCUCAACGUAAUCUUUCUCUUUUUUUCCUGUUUUUACUGAGAUGGAGAGUUUGUGUAAGGGAGGAAGUUUGAGCCUAAUAUGAGAGUGGGUGGACUAAAAGGAAAGGGGUUGUUGUAAGGUGUCUGCCCUAGACAUAAAAAAUAAAAAACAAAUAUCUGCGCUUGAAGAACAAAAACAAACUAUACUCAACUAUCUAAUUCAAGCACUUUGAAUGGAUGCAAGGCUGCAACAGAAUCCCUUUCCUGUUUUUCAUGGCUGCUUGAUCACAAAGAAACUGCUUCUAAGACUACUGUAUGUUGACGAGAGAUCGGGUGCUUUGCUUUUUCUCAUCUAUCCUGCUGCAGUUUGCAUGAUGCUCUCCUCAAAAGGAAAUCAUGGACUCCUCUUUGUCUUGAAUACCGACCAUGUAUAUGUCAAUGACUGCUUAAAAUAUGGGAGCACACUUCAUCAAUACUAGUUGAGGAAGGGUUUUAAAUUAAACUAACGUAGGCAUUUUGAGCAAUUUUGACAAAAUUUAAAACGCUUCAUAUUCUUAUCAUGGAGGCUUGAAAUGCACUGAGCUUAUGUUAUGGGGGGAAAAAACCCUGCAAUAUAACAUGCAUUUGAAUGUGAAAAAUUACCUAAUUCCACACUUUGUGGAAGAAACAUCUCUUAAGAUUAAUGCUGCAAGUGCAUUAAUAAUUUAGUUUUAUGUCUCUUUAAAAAAAAAAAAAAAGUUGCCAUUUUUUCCCCUCUCAUUGCAGUGGGUGCUUGUGUGUCUCUUUGUACAUCUUUACUUGAAGAUUCAAGUAAAGAUGUACUGCUGCAGGCCUGGUUUCCCAAAAGCAUCGGCAGUCGGGAGUCUCAAUGGAAAAUGAUGAGGGGAAAAAAAAUUGAAUGCUACCUGGUGGUGACUAAAAGAUGUAUUCUGAAUAUUAUCAUUGCAGGGGUUUCUGAAUUUUUAAAUGAAGAAACACUUCUUCUUUAAUAAAAAAUUUAAAAGUUGUCAUUUAGGGCGUCUUGCCAACAAGAAUAUUAGAAAAACAUCUUUGGCCCACUUACACUGGGUGACUGGACAGCUGUGGAUGAUGUGUUCAGGACAAAUUUAGGAUUGGAUAUAUGUUCUUUAACUGAAUUUUUAGCCUGGGUCACUCAGCUAGGAAACUAAUAUUCACAGCUGAGAGACCAGUGCUCGAAACGCAGUGUGUCACAUACAAAUCAGCACAGUGAUGCUGAGAGUUUGGAGAUGACCAGGGGGAAAAACCCCUAUUUAGGCAAGCAUCAACACCACCAGCUGCAGGGGCCGCUUUCACAAAGACAGACUAUGACUAUGGCUUCAGAAAGACGUCUAAAUUAAAGUCUUUACUAACUUAAGUAGGACUGAUUUGCCAUUUGUCUUUAUUUUUGUGAAACUGUCUAAUUUGCAUUAGACUAAUCUAAGAGCAAAAUUAAGAGUAAGCCUAACAGAGCAGUCUAAAAUAUCUUUGUGAAAUCAGCCCCAGGUCUGCUGAUCCUGACCUCUGACCUCCCUAUGUGGGGAAAUAGAAAGAAAAGAGAACAGCAGUCAGUGAAGUAUCAUUAUUACAUUAUUUUUGUGCAUUCUGGUAUAACUGUAUCAGAUAAAUUGCUCAUUUAUAAUAGACAAAAAAUUCCCCAAGAGGUGAACAAACGCCAGCAAACUUACUGUAAAGGCCUGCUCUCAGCAGAAAGUGGCACAGUGAAAUGAUGUGGCUCUGGAGACUUGGUGACUUACAGGUCUGGUUGGUGAACUACUGGAGCUGGAGAGCUAACUGCUCACAUGCUAGCACUUGUCAGUCACAAUAGCUGAGCUUCUCCUAUUUUCUCUGUACUGUGCCGUUUACAUUUUGUUCUCCCGAUUGAGUUUUAUUGAAGAGGGGGGGGGGAAGCUCUCCUAACUUGCUAGUUGUCAGUUAGCAAGCUUGUUAGCUCGGUUGCUAACGGCCAAUAAGUUCACACAUUUUAAUCAAAAGACAUAUUUGUACCAUUGACUCCUGUAUCAUAACAGUCUGCAGGCCAUGUCGCUUUUAUGGAGCAGUGCAUACUCCAACAGAAAAGGUUAAAUAAAAGUAACACACGUUAUGAUAGUAUCCUCCAUUUUGGACUCUCCAGCUCUCUGUCCUCUCAAAGGUCAGCAUAGUCAGUGGACAAAUUUGUGGAACUUGACGUAAAAGAUUAGCACUGAUUUACUUCACCCCCGAAAGUAAAUCCCCUUUCAGCGGAAUGAAAUGAUUUCGCUGCAGAUGUUUAAAUGAUGGUGUGACCAGGCCUUUAAGCUGCAAAGAUUUUGGGAAGUUAGGCCCAGUCUCAUAAGGGAAUCAUGUAAAUAAACUUUCAGUUUUCAACUUGAAACAGAAAAGACAAUGUUGAGAUUUUCACGUUUGAGUCUUAAGCCCAUAGAAGAAAAAAAUGCCAAAGUCUAAUGUUGACUUUCAAUUUAUUAAGAGUAUGUUUUUGUCUGAUAACUUUUUCUUAAGGUUUGUGUGUACAUGGGUAAGAUUAUUUUCCUCUUGUUGCUUGUAGAAGAGCUUACAUCUUUGAACUGAAUCAGAUUUUUAUUUAUUCAUUUCUACACUGACAUAAUUAAACUGGAAGCAAUGAGCACACGUUGUGGCAUUUUGGCUCGAGCGCACCAUAGCACAGCGUGUUGGACUGUGGUGAGACUUACUCAGGAACAAAAGGACUCCUGCUCCCAGCAGAAGAGUUGCCUCAGAGUCACUGUGUCUUCAAUUUCAUGGACUUUAAACAGUGUAGUUCACUCUGUCACCUGCUGCUGGGAGCAUUGUCCCUGAUAACUUAUUGCCGCUGACUAGAUGUUGAUACAAUGGCUUGGUGAAAAACCAUAUAAAUAAAGAUGACAUCAGCUGCUACUGUACCUGCUUUGCUUUGUGAAAUUGGGACCUACAGUAAAUAUCUUCAUGAUAUCAGCUUAAAAUUCUUUCCAAAGCACUUUUAUUUCGACUUUUUGUGCCAUGAUAUCCUAUAGUGUUUUUGUGCUGGUUUGGGUUGAUGUUGAAUCUGCAUUUUAUGUAAAUCUAACGUGUUGCUAUCUGUGAAAUGCUCGGUGGGUGUCUAUCAGCAAAGCUAAGACUGUGUUUCAGUGCUUGUUAAAGCACAGCAGCGGUGUAAAAGGAAGUCCAAUGAAAUGCAGCUGAAAUGCGAUCUAUACAUCUGUCAGUCGGGGGUCGCCAUGGCAGCAAGACCAGAUGAACAGACCAGACAUCCCUUUCCCCGGUAACAACCUCUAACCUCUGUAUCUGUUCCUCCACUCCAUGUUUGUUUCUGCUGCUUUUACAGAUUAUCAAGAAACAUAUGUGAGAGCACAUCUUCCUUUUGUUUCUAAUUACGCCUGCAGUAGCUGGGUCCUUCACAAAGUUCGGGAUCAUUUGUUUGUUCUGAACUGCUUCAGUGCUGCUUUAUUUGAGCUGGUCAAGCCUUAUUUUGAGUUAUGUUACCAAAGGAAAUGAAACUGUAAUAAGCAUUUUGGUCCCUAAUCAUGUAAGUGUAUUUAGCCUCCAUUAUUCUCUCUAUGGAGGGCAAUGUCAGUCUGCCAGUCGGUAAAUUCAAGACUCAUGUAAAUCCAAAUACACAUAACCUCAUAACAUCUCAUAAUUGUUAUUGCCCCCACAUGUAGAGAGACAUGCAGACUGAGGCUACUGUGUGUAAAACAUUGCCCCCCCACCCAUGAACAGUGCUGAAAAAACUGACCCAUUGACUACAUCUUUCUUGAGCGCCCCUAUCUAUCCACCCACCCAUCCGUCCAUCCAUCCAUGUAACCAUCCCUCUCUUCUCUUUUGCCCCUCCCUCCUUCCUUCAGCCACUGUGACAGACUCAUCUGCCAUACAUCUGUUAGAAAAGGGAUUUAGUUCCGCUUAAGUUACUUUCACCCAUUCAGGGGGGCCCCUUACAGCAAAGCGCUUCACUCCAAUUUAAGCCCCGACUGGCCCAGCCGAUGACAAAUGCUUGUUUUUCUGUCUGCAGUGUCUGGACAGCUGUGGCUGGUGCGUGUUAGGGACAAAUUUAGGAUUGAUUAUAUGUACUUUAUCCAAAGCUAGCUCACGGGCUGUGAAGCAGACUGAAGUUUUGAACUUGGGUCUCUCAACUGGGGAAUGUAAUGCACAUGCAGCAGUCAGCUUAAGGAGACUUACGAGACACGAUAGCAACAGUUGUUAAUCCCAGGAAGGCUAUAGACAGCCACGACACAUGCAUGACGUUUCUCUUGUUUUUGAGCCUCAAUAAAGAACUUUAAUUUUUUUUUUUUUUUGGAGGAAACAUUAAACUGAGACCUUUGCCUAAAUUUUGCAAAAAUGCAGCAAAGCCAUUGUAGCUAUAGCUGGGCUUAAAGUAUUUGUGUUAUUCAUUCUUUGUUUUAUGUACUGUAUUUGUUUUAUGUAUUAUACUUCAAAUGAUCAAAUAAAAAGGAUGAACAAA